UGGGUCCAUUUUUUCCUCUCAAUCGGAUAAGAGCGACCCGAGGAGCUGCAGCAACACGCACCCACGUUUACGUUAAUUCGUCCGGGAGUAAACAACGAGGUACGGGACGCAAUUUAGAUCCAGUCGGCCGUUGGACCGAGUUGUUUAGGGGUUUUUUCCCCCCGGGUUGUAGGGCACUGUUUUCGGCGCUGCCAGGGGGGAAAAGCCCCCUGCGCAUUCCUCCACGCAGAGAGCCAGAGAGGGAGACCAACCGACCGACUGAACGGGGAAAAAGAGCGCUGUAAAGCGUCCUCUUUCACAAGGUCGGACCGGUGAAUUCACCCGCACACGGAGGAUACUUCCCUGUGACACACCAUGAGAUCGCUUUGAUGAAUAUUUUACGGUCUCGCGGUCCGAGGCUCGCGCUGCGAUUACCAACCGACCGUUGGCUGCGCCCAACGCCGCCUGAAUGGACCCGGAUGGUGGACUAGAGAGAGAAGACAAAACGACGACGACACGGGCCUAAAUUUGGAGGAGUUGGAGGAGGAGGAGGAGGAGGGGGGAGAGAAAAAAAGCAGAAAAUGUAAAAAAAAUUGUGAAUGCCUUACACAGCAGAAUCUAUAUGAUCUAAAGAGCUUAAGUAUUUUUUAUUUACCUCAGAAAUAGUCUGCCUACCUCGGGUCAGAGUUGUAUAAUCCAGGAGGAAAAAGCUCCGUUUUCACUGUUGAACUGACUUUAAUACCUCAUGAAUCUACCUCAAAUACAACUUUAUUUUCUACACAACACAACGGGGCCGAUGUGUCCACCAAAUAAAUACCUCAACGUCAUCGCUGCGCGUGUUGUAAACUGAGCCUGUGAUUCGCUGACCUGACUCCCACAGAUGGCUUCGUUCCCAGAAUCGGACCUGCAGACCUGCCCGCUCUGCAAGGAGCUGUGCGGCUCCUCCGCUCCCAUUUCCUCCUGCUCCUCUUCUACCUCAUCGUCCUCCUCGCACACCUCGUCCUCCUCCAGCCAGACCACCAGGAGGCUCCACGUGCUGCCCUGCCUUCACGCCUUCUGCAGGCCGUGUCUGGAGGGCCAGCGGAGCCCAGGAGACCCGCUGAAGCUGCGGUGCCCCACCUGCGACCAGAAGGUACGCAUCUCCGAGGAGGCCGGAGUGGACUCCCUGCCUUCCUCCAACUUCCUCUUCAGCAACCUGCUGGACGUGGUGGUGAGCUCCGAGGAGCAGAUUCAGAACAAGAAUGGCCACCACCUUCACAACAACCACCAGCACCACCACCGCUUAGGUGGAGGCUCCUCUGGCUUCCAUCACCCUCACGGAGGCCUCCUGCUACCCAGCCACCUGGGAGAGCCCCAGUGCAGCUCCUGCGAUGAGGAGAACCCGGCCACCUCCCACUGCCUCGACUGCCAGGAGUACCUGUGUGACAACUGUGUGCGGGCACACCAGAGGGUGCGGCUGACCAAGGACCACUUCAUCGAGCGUCUGGGGAAGAACCUCCACCUGGGCCGGGUCAACGUCAACAGCAACCCGGACCAGGUGUCCCUGGCCCAGUCCCUGCAGAACAACUUCGCCCUGCUGUCCCUGUUCCAGGACCAGAUGAGCUUCUGCCAGCACCACGACAACGAGGUGUUUCUGUUCUUCUGUGAGUCCUGCUCGGUGCCGAUCUGUAGGGAGUGUAGCGUCGGCCGUCACAUUGGACACACCUUCGUGUACCUGCAAGACGCCGUGCAGGACAGCAGGUCCAUCACCAUCCAGCUGCUGGCAGACGCUCAGCAGGGACGCCAGGCGGUACAGCUAAGCAUGGAGAAGGUCCAGGCCAUGGCAGAGCAGGUGGAGAUCAAAGCCAAGGUGGUGCAGACGGAGGUGAAGGCCCUGGUGCUCCGACACAAGAAGGCGCUGGAGGAGAGGGAGUGUGAACUACUGUGGAAGGUGGAGAAGAUCCGUAAGGUGAAGGCCAAGUCUCUGUACCUGCAGGUGGAGAAGCUGCACCAGAGUCUGACCAAGUUGGACAGCACCAUCGCCGCCGUCAGCCAGGUGCUGGACGAGGGCCGCCACCUGGACGUGCUGCUAGCCAGGGAGCGAAUGCUCACCCAAAUGCACGAACUGAAGGCUCUGAGGGGCCUGCUGCAGGCGCAAGAGGACGACCGCUUCAUGUUCACGCCUCCAGACCAGGCUCUGUACAUAGCCGUCCAGUCCAUGGGCCUCAUCAGCAGCGGAGCCUUUGCCCCGGUCACCAAAGCCCACGGUGAGGGUCUAAAAACUGCUCUCCGCGGCAAGCCCGCCUCCUUCACCGUGAUCGGAUACGACCACGACGGCGAGCCACGACUCUCUGGCGGCGACGCGGUGUCCACGAUAGUCAUGUCAGUCCCGGAUGGAAACCUGUCCGCAGCCGAGGUGACGGACCACCAGAACGGCUCCUACACCGUCGGCUACCUGCCCAAAUGUGAGGGGGAGCACCUCGUGUCGGUGCUGGUGUGCAACCAGCACAUCCAGGGCAGCCCCUUCAAGGUGACGGUGAAGUCGGGGCGGAGCUACGGCUCCCUGGGGAACCAGGUGUCGUCCUUCGGGUGCGAGGGGGAGGGAGACGGCCAGCUGUGUCGACCCUGGGGCAUCAGCGUGGACAAGGAGGGAUACGUGGUGGUGGCCGAUCGCAGCAACAACCGCAUACAGAUAUUCAAGCCCUGCGGUGCCUUCCACCAUAAGUUUGGCUCUCUGGGUUCUCGGCCGGGUCAGUUUGAUCGUCCAGCGGGGGUUGCGUGUGACAGUCAGAGACGAAUCAUCGUGGCUGAUAAGGACAAUCACCGCGUGCAGGUGUUUACUUUUGAGGGCCAGUUCCUGCUGAAGUUUGGGGAGAAGGGUACCAAGAAUGGGCAGUUCAACUAUCCCUGGGACGUGGCCGUCAACUCUGAGGGUAAGAUCCUGGUCUCGGACACCAGGAACCACCGCGUGCAGCUCUUCGGCCCCGACGGCUCUUUCCUCAACAAGUACGGCUUCGAGGGGGCCCUGUGGAAACACUUUGACUCUCCCAGAGGAGUGGCCUUUAACCACGAGGACCACCUGGUGGUGACCGACUUCAACAACCACAGGCUCCUGGUCAUCCGGCCGGACUGCCAGUCGGCCCGCUUCCUGGGCUCUGAGGGCAUCGGGAACGGGCAGUUUCUGCGGCCGCAGGGCGUCGCCGUGGACCAGGAGAACCGCAUCAUCGUGGCCGACUCCCGCAACCACCGGGUCCAAGUGUUCGAGCCCAACGGGAACUUCUUAUGCAAAUUCGGCGCACAGGGGAGUGGCUUCGGACAGAUGGACCGCCCCUCCGGUGUGGCCGUGACGCCUGACGGAGUCAUUGUGGUCGUUGAUUUUGGAAAUAAUCGCAUCCUCAAGUUCUAGCUUUUUCUUUUUUUGGCAUUCUCUCCCUCCGUUUGCCCUUUUUGCAGUUUUCUUGAACAAGGAAAUGGAGGCGAGAGAAUGAAUCAACAGACACAACAGGAGAGCUCAGAGAGGAUUGAGAGCACGUUGAAGUGAAGGGAAAUUAAAACUAUUGAUUUUUUGUUUUUUCAUUUACAUUGCUAUAUUCCCAAUCAGAUAUCUGUGGUGUGUACGACAAAGGGGACCUCUAACACAUUGAUAAUCAAUAGAUGAAGCCAUGUUUCCCUUCCUCGGUCUCAGCUGCUCUGAAUCCUCUCCGUGAGCUCUCCUUAGUUUUCCAUCUCAGGGAUUUUUUCACUUUUCUUGAAACCUUGUACCCUCUGCUCCACACCUACCUCAUUUAGCUCUUUAUGAAUGUACUCAUAGUCACUGAGCAGAGGUUUUAGUCCGUGAAGUUCUACAAAGAAGAUGAAAAGCCUACCUCUAUACUUUAUUUAAAAGACAAAAAAAAAAGAAAAAAAGACUGUUGGUUGAUAUUUGCACAGGAUUAAAGAAAAUCUUGCUGUGCAUUUUUUUUUUUUUUGAAAUACGAGUUAAAGUGAACCUCCUGAAUGUUGCUGAGACAACACUCAGACCGCUGUCGAGGCUGCAUGAUUUAUUCUCACUAGAGGGCUUCGCUCACAGAGGAAACUAGGAGACACUUGUGUCCUUUUUCAUGGUUUUUAGGCGAGUUAGUUUUUCCGCGUAUGCAUCGGCCCUUUGAAGAAGAGAGUGCGACCCCGAUGCCGAAUUAGAUAAAAUCAAAAGUAUCUCAGGUCACGGUAGGACUGUUUCAAAUGAUCAGUGCUUUUCAGGCUCUCAUUCGAUAAACAAAUCUCAGAAAUGAUCCUGAAAAUAAGUCCUAGAUAAGUAGUCCUGUAAGAAAAGACAACCCGUGUUGUUACUAUGUCAUAGAUGCAAAGAUAAAGUAUGCAAGGAGAGCAGCGUCUCCUAAAGGGAGGACCCACCAAAGGAUUUUGGUGUUGAAUAUUUCCCAGAUCUGGAUCUGUAAGCGAUCCUCACGUAGAUAUUUAAUCAUUUUAAUUGAGUGACACCUUUUUUGAUGAGGCAUGCUGUGUGACAAAAGCCUCACAAGUAGACACCUAAAUUUGGCUGUCCAGAGGACAUUAAUGACAUCAAGUUGAAGGCCUAACAUUACAAUCCUUUGGAUUUUAGAUGGUGGUUGAAAGCCACGCCCCUUUGGCUCCCAGGGCCAAUGAGAGAGGCUGUGAUGACAAAGCCCCGCCCUAUUUAUUGAUGCUUGGAGUGAAGGAGACCGAUUCCUCUAAAGACGGAGGUCUAUAGACCAACUUCUGGAGUCAACCAAAGUUAGAAUUUCUGCACAAUGGCCAACUGUAGAUUUGGCGAUUUAAAGAAACUUAAAUAAUCAUUGUUGCUGGGAAGUCUAAAGUUCAUCAAACGCACGGAGUUGAGUUCAUAGCACUGUCCGUGUUAGGCUAAGAAGAAUAAAGUGUGCUUGGGUCACAGUUUAUUGUGCUCUGACCUGUUUCAUCUGCAGAGAUGUUCACGUGUAGAGAACUGAAGAUACCCGCACCAAAGAGCCCCCCCCCCCCCCACCUCAGCCCAUCAAACGACGCCAUUAGACGACCCGUAGGCCUUUGUUUCCCAAUUUAAUUACCAUAGACACGACUAACGCUCUGUGGGGUUUUAAACCUCCCCUUUGCCCCUUUUUGUUCAAUCUGUGUCCCACUGGAAGCACUCGACAAUUAUGGUUCUGUCAGCUACUUCCUUCGCCUAGGACCUGUGAAACGAUUCACCGACGGGCCCUCGCCUCUGAGGAGAGAUCCCGUCUGCACACGAUCAGGAUUCACGUCGUCGUAUCUCAAGAUGUCUCGUACCUCAGCGGUCGUUUUACCUCAUCUCCUGAAUACCUUGAGUAUGUCACUCAUAGCUACUGUGCAUUUGAACGUUCAAAUACCUCAACUUGUUACACAUUCUGAAUACCUCAUUUUUACUCUUUUUAUUUAAGCAUACCUUGUCGGAUAUUUAUGCAUUAAUAUACCUCGUUCUUUGAAUCGUCUUGUGUUACAGUACAUGUCCCAUAGCUCGAGGACCAAAGAUCAUGGUACUGUCUGGAGUGGAAGUAACGUUUGUUUUUUACUGUGGUCAUCGCUUCAUCUCGCAGCUUUUUGGUUUGUUGAAUCUACUGUAAAGUGUCUGGUAAACUCUGCCUUUUAUCGUCAAGAAACCAAAACAUUUCAGAUGAAAGCAUUGUGCCAAAAAAAAUGAUCUGUGAGAGUUUUGUGCCAAACAGGGUUGGCAUCAGGGCCGCGCUGUUGUAGACGACACAUGUCACUGGACCAUUAUAUCACGGCUCUCUGUCUCUCUGUCUCUCUCUCUCUCUCUCUCUCUCUCUCUCUCUCUCUCUCUGGUUGAUGCACUUAAGAGGGCUGGGCCCAAUUUAUCUUAACCUCAUAAUGAUGAUGAACAAGCAAAAUUCCACUUGUACUUUGCAACUGUGUGCAAAGGGUGAGGGCAAGAGAGGAUGUGGCCUCUUCUAAAGAGAUAAAAACUUCACGAAUCCGCCUUCUCAAUGCACAAGAAUUACCUCCUUGAUUUCAGCACAAAGUUACCGAUGUUUCAUUUGUUGAUGUUGGCUAUUGGCAGACCUCGAGACGCAACCAUUCUGCGGCAGGUUUAAACAAAACGCACCGUAGGGAUCACGCCCGAUGCGUGACAGCAGUGUGGUUUACUAUUACAGUGGAGCUAUUGGCACAUUGAUGGCGACCCAACACCUAGUUUCACCAAUAAGAUUGUCUUUUGCUUUUCAGUAUUACUCUGAAACGUUUCAUCCAUGUUGCAUCUGUUUUUUUGUUGAUUAUUAAAAUUGCAGAAUUCUAUCUUUAAGAUCCGUAGGUCUUCACUCUUAAAGAGGAAACGAAAUGUGUUUUUUUUUUUUUUUUUUUUUUUUUUUUUAAUUUUUGUUGCAUGCUUUAAAAAGUCCUUUGUAUUAUAUUGACGUCUCUCAGAUAGGUGUUGAGAAAAAACUCAGAUGGGGUGGGUCGCGGUCGUUUGGGAUGGUUUUACCAAAAUAUUUACCCAAAGGUGCGUGUGCGUGCGUGUGCGUGUGUGUGUGUGUGUGUGUUAGGAUUGCGUCGGAUUGGGAUUAACCGUUGACCUUUGCGAUUGUAUUUCCUGUUCUCGAGAGGCUCAACCUGUUCAGCCAGCCAACGCCUCGACUCCUGACAAACAGCGGCAGAUCUUGUCAGAUACAAGCUGGUGUGCCCCUCUAUCAUUGGUGCUUAAUUUACUUAAUCUCCCUCUAGUGUACGUAAUGUGGGAAGCCACAUUAACAUAUAGUUUAGGAGGCUCUGAAAGCUUCCUAUUGAGUAGAUUGACCUUCCCAACUAGUCCGUGAGGUGGUGAUGUUAUGUUUGAUCUAGCAAUGGGAACUCCCCAGCUGUCGUGUGAGGAGCAGCGAUGUGUCUCCAGCACAGACCGGUAAUCGGCUUCCUCCCCCAUCUUUAUAAGAAACCAGGGAGUGCGGUGACGGUUGACAGCACUCCUGCUCGCUGGGUUGUUUUUUUAUUGCUGACCUCUCACGGCUUUAAGAGAGAAAAGCAAAGCUGCGCCAGGUGACGCGUGCAAGGUCGUAGGUCGUUUUUAAGGAUCGUGUACUCUAAAGACGGAAAGACAAAAAUAAGAAAAAGGUUGGAAAAUUUAGAAGGAAAAAAAAAAAAACUCAGGUAGUUCUCAGCAGCCCUGCCCUGCAGGUGUCUCAUUGAAACGUGUCUCGUAGUGAUGAUGUAGUGUUCCCCCCCCUCUUAGUACUAGUCAAAUUAUUUUGUGUGCCCAUUUACUUAUUAUAAAACAAAUUAUUUCUAAAUCUGAAACAAUAAUGCUUUCGAUUAGUUUCCCCUAAUUAAAAAAAAAAUAAAAAUUUUUGUUGCCAAUUUUAGUUUUCUUUUACAAAUAAAAAGUACAAAUACUUCACACCACUUGAUGUCCAUUGGCCCUUUUAGAAUGUAUUUUGUGAAGAAAAGGGUUCAAUGGCAUCAUGUUGACGUUCAGUCGCUGCAACCAGCUGCCGGCAGCAGCAUGACGAGACACAACACACUCCGUUUUAUCUCUGGACAUUUUGGUGCUAGAUGUUCCACACCAGCAACACUUUGAGUAUGAGGUGGAAUCAUGUGGUUGUAGUGGAACACGCUGCACCGCGCUCCUUUUCUAAACCAGCUUUAACGUCGGCCUUUCCCCGGGUGUUUUGGGGCCCGACAGUCCAGCUCGUCCCAUCCUCUUUUUGUUUGUGUUGUGUCCUGUUCCCCCGGCGGCCGGUUGUGUGCGGAGUGGAUAUUGUGUUUGUGCGCUGCAUCUGUUGUUGUUUUAAGCAGAAAUCCACUGAAUGUAUCCUCUGAACAGUCCAGGAGGCAGGGCGAGCCAGUGUGGCAGAGGAGACUAUAAUAUAUUGGCCACCUGCUGCUCUCUCUGUACUCUGUGGACUUUAAGCAUUUCCUAUGCAGUUUCUUUUUUUUUUUUUUUGGCUUACACUUCAAUAAAGUUGUAUUUCUUUGACUUCAAAA
This is a messenger RNA of Anarrhichthys ocellatus (wolf-eel), 7923 nucleotides long. It is a transcript of the gene trim71, whose product is annotated as tripartite motif containing 71, E3 ubiquitin protein ligase. Gene Ontology annotation, molecular function: ubiquitin protein ligase activity; protein binding; zinc ion binding. Gene Ontology annotation, biological process: protein polyubiquitination; proteasome-mediated ubiquitin-dependent protein catabolic process. Bases 860 to 3364 code for a protein of 834 amino acids. NCBI's taxonomy places the organism in Eukaryota, Metazoa, Chordata, Actinopteri, Perciformes, Anarhichadidae. The record is from RefSeq and is a predicted model, not a curated record. The transcript has 7 exons.